AUGCCUGUAUUUGAUGGGCGUGGGCUCGUGCCACCUGCGCCCUCUGAGGCCCCGGUGCCGGCGGUUCCGGUGGUGGUGUCCUCCGACGAUUCCGGCGAGGAGGAAGAGUACGACUCGGCGGCCACCCUGGAGGGAUCUGGGGAGACCUCCCCUCCGUGCAAGGCCGACCUCCUCCGCGCCUUGCCUGAUGACGAUGCUGCCGGCGACCACCCAUUGAAGGAGGUCCCGGCCGCUGUUGGGGGCACUACGAGGUCCAGGGUCUCCCCCUCGGGGAAGCCGACGUCUGGCGUCCCGACGAAGAGCAGAUCGUCUCUGAUCUCUCGGAGUGACGCCCCUGCUUCACCGCCGCCCGGGGCCACCCUGGCCUCACGGACUCUUGGGGCCCGCGCGCCUGCGCCCCAGGCCGCGAGGCCCCUAAGCUCCGCACUUCUGAAGAGGCGUCGGGACUACACCGCCAUGGACCAGCCGACGUCGUCAUCGAAGAAGAAGAAGGAGGGGGUGGCCACAUCCUCGGGGACCCAGCAGCCUGGCACGGCCGCGCCUCCUCUAGCACAGAAAGGCGUCGAUGGCGCCCACACCUCUUCGGCUCGGUCGUCAUCGCGAGGCCCAGAGGAGCGUCCCCAGGAGAGGGCGACGCCCAAGGCCUCGUCAACUCCUGAGGCGCUCGUCCCCAGCCCGCCGGCCGGGGCCCCGCAGGCUGCGGAGCUCCCGGCCUCUUCUUCCGCUGCCAUCAACCUGCAGGUCAUGGCGACGAUGCUGCCUCCUUUUUCCGCCUCACCAUUGGCCGCGGCAGCUUCCGAGAAGGACAAGCAAGCCGUCGCCCAGGCCGCGGCUGCCCGCGAGGUGGCGCUGAAGGACACUGGGGCUGCCCAGGAUCACUGCCGGUCGCUGGAGGCCGAGCUGGAGACCAUGCGCAACGAGCGUGCGGCCAAGGCUCGAGGCCGCCAGGCGGCGGAGGAGAAGAUGAAGGCUCGAGAGGAUGCUGUCAGGGGUCGCGACGCCGAGCUGGAGCAGUUGGCGAAGGCGCAGGCCACGGAGCGCAGCCGGUUGGAGAAGCUGGAGCAGGAGAUGAAGGCAGAGAAGGCCGAGCUGGAAGCCAAAGUGAAGGUCCUGGCUGAGGGCCGCGUGGCCUUCAAGUCCCUUGAGGAGAAGUCCCGCGUGGCGCUGCGGGCACUCUACGAGAAGGGCUUGGAGGAGCCGCUGGCGACAGACGAUGAGGGCCCCACCCAGUUGCUCCCUCAUCUGGUCGCGGCGCUUGAGGAUGUCGUGGAUGGGAUCGACCCCUUGGUGGAGGGUGAAGCCCGCGCGCUCUCCUCGGCUGCACUGACGCGCGUCUUCAGCCACCUCCAUCUUUGCGAUCAUGACGCCGACCUUGACGAGCUGCUCGAGCCCGUGGACGACGAGCGCUGCACAGCUGCUGCCGAAGCCAUGAAGAGCCAGGUGGAGGCCUUGCUAAAGAAGUUCCGCGCCUUCGACCUUGUGCCCUCAACCGGGGGUGCCGCUGGACCUGCAACUCCGGCGGGCGGCGCAGGUGAGGGCAACGUCGCCGUGGAAGGGGCACCCCUUGCAAGUGACGGCGGCGUCCAGGGAUGA
This is a messenger RNA of Aegilops tauschii subsp. strangulata, 1593 nucleotides long. The record is from RefSeq and is a predicted model, not a curated record. Lineage: Eukaryota; Viridiplantae; Streptophyta; Magnoliopsida; Poales; Poaceae.